This is a messenger RNA of Cydia pomonella (codling moth), 2659 nucleotides long. RefSeq names its product serine/threonine-protein kinase PLK4 (gene SAK). The coding region runs from base 468 to 2504 and encodes 678 amino acids. NCBI's taxonomy places the organism in Eukaryota, Metazoa, Arthropoda, Insecta, Lepidoptera, Tortricidae. Gene Ontology annotation, biological process: protein phosphorylation. The record is from RefSeq and is a predicted model, not a curated record. Gene Ontology annotation, molecular function: protein kinase activity; ATP binding. The transcript is spliced from 3 exons.
UGGCAACACUGGACAGUUCCGAAUCGGAAUAUAUUUUUAGCUUGGCGUUCUUUUAGAAGUUUUCGUUACUAACUUGUCACGCUAUUAUAAAGUGGAUUUGUAGUUCACAUAAAUCUGUGCAUAUGCACGCAUAAAUUCAACUCAAAUGUUGUGUCGUUACUCACAAUUUUGUGGCGAUCCAAAGGUUGUUAUGACAUCUUUACAGCUAUACAAAUAUUUAUUACGUCAAUGUGAGAAGUUACCGCCUGAUGCUGGUAAAUAUUACAAAUUUGCCAUCAAACAGAGUUAUAAACAACACAGAGUGGAACCGGACCCAGAAAGGGUAAAGCAAAUGAUAACUAAAAGUAUUGAGGACGCCAAAUGGAUAGUCAAUAAAUACACUCAGAAAUAAUGGAUGUUAAAAACCAUUCACUUUAUAGAAUUGACAAACAAUUUAAUUUUGUGUAUGAUAAAAGAAUCUACUAAGUAUGAGUGUGUUUGGCGAAAAGAUUGAAGAUUAUGAAAUAUUUGAACACCUAGGUAAAGGAGGAUUUGCACAUGUUUACAGAGCAAGAUGCCGCAAAUCAAAUAUAUUUGUUGCUAUCAAAAUGAUAGACAAAGCUUUAAUGGCAAGUGCUGGGAUGAUUGGAAGAGUGAGACAAGAGGUCACCAUACACUCUCGCUUAAAACAUCCAGCUAUUUUAGAAUUGUACACUUUCUUUGAAGAUGUGCAUUAUGUUUAUUUAGUAUUAGAAUUAGCACAUAAUGGAGAAUUAGCCAGACAUUUUAAGUUAGGGAGCUGUGGCAUUGGUGAAAAAGCUGCUGCUGACAUAUUCAGGCAAGUGGUGAGUGGGGUGCUCUAUUUACACUCCCACAAUAUUAUACAUAGAGAUUUAUCUCUAAACAACUUGCUCUUGACUAAAGACCAAAGUGUGAAAAUUGCUGACUUUGGGUUAGCAACACAGCUCAAUGGACCAGAUGAAAAACAUGUUACUAUGUGUGGAACACCAAACUACAUUUCUCCUGAGGUAGCUUCCAGAGAAGUUCAUGGUUUGCCCGCAGAUGUCUGGGGCUUGGGUUGCCUGUUGUACACACUAUUAGUAGGGAGUCCACCAUUUCACACCCAGCAUGUUAAAACCACGCUCAACAAAGUUAUUCAAGCUGAUUACAAAAUACCAACAGAACUGUCAAUCCAAGCUCAGGAUAUUCUACAAAAACUGUUGUGCAAAGACCCUACAAAAAGAAUAACUCUUAAAUCUGUUGCUGAACAUCCAUUUGUAAAUAAUAUGGUCAUGGUGCCUUCUAUGGCCAGACAGGACUUGUCAAGGGAUUCUGGCUUCAUUACAACUUUGCACAGUACUCAACAUAGCAGUAAGUUAAGAAGUGAAGACAAAACUGGAUUAGACUAUAUAGGCAUUUGCAGAGAUCAUAAUGCUGCCUCGUCAAUGAGCAGAGAAGCAAGAGUGCCACUGAUGAAUGUAUUUUCUGGAAUGCAAGAUAAUGUGUCCACUCAGAGCAAUAGUUAUAAGUUUGCCAUUGAUAAAGGAAAUGAAAAUAUAUUGGUAAAUCAUAUUGGUGCUAGGAACCAAAUCCAAUUAAAUAAUGAUUUUGCCCAGAAACUGGGAAUUGCUGCUGUGAAUAGUACAUCUUUUCUAGAUAAUAUAAAGAAGCAUGAUACUAAUUGCAAAAAAGUUGAAAAUGAACUCAAACACAUAACUAAUGAUGAGAAUAAAGAAAAUGUAUCAAAACCAUGCAACAUGAAUUCCAAUGUUUUAAGUGUACCGCCACUAUGUGCAGAUAGACUGCCAAUCAUUUCACACAAAACCCGAAAUGCUAUCCUGAAAAUUGAGCCUGGUGGUGUAAUAGUAGAAUUUAUAAAAAAGAAAGGAAAGGAUAGAGAAGAAAAAGUUGUAGAAAUAUGUAAAAUUUCCAAGGAUGGUAUGAAAAUAGUAAUUUAUAGUGUGGACAAUAAUAAGGAUAAACCUAAACUUGAUCUGGAACAUGACCCAAAGCCUGAUGAAAUAUUCACAUACCACAAUUUGCCUCAAAAACAUUGGAAGAAGUAUUUGUAUGCCUCGCGCUUUGUAGAUCUUGUAAAGGCAAAAACACCAAAGAUCACACUGUAUUCAGCAUUAGCCAAAUGUCAGCUUAUGGAAAAUGGAGCAGAUAUUGAGCUAUUUUUUUAUAAUGGGGAAAAAUUAACAUAUAACUCUGCUGACGGUCUUAAAAUUAUUGACAAAAAUCUUAAAACACAUCACUGCUCAGCUCCAGAACUUAAACAUUUAACUGAUCAUUUCGAGGAGUGCUCUAAUAGGAUGAAGCGUAUACAGGAAGCUCUAUCUUGCAUUUCAGACGAAUGUUUCCCUUUGAUCAUUGGUAAAAGACCAAUCCAGUCUGCCACUAAUGUAGCAUCUCCAUGCCAAGGCUCGGUUAAUGCCUAUAGCACUCCGGUUUGGAACUUUGGGUCUUUUCACCGCACUGGAACUAGCACAACUCAAGCCCCAAGUGACUACAACAUUAAAUGACUAGACAAGUGAACACAACUAACCAAUUUUUUUAUGUUGAUAAUGUCAUAGUUGGAUCGUAAUUUUUUUACUUAUAAGUUUACUGCACGUAAUAUGUCACCUUUGUAACAAUAUAUUUUUAGUACGACAAAUAUAGUUACUAUAUUAGACUGUAA